Pseudophryne corroboree (corroboree frog) is the source of this 1698-nucleotide messenger RNA. It is a transcript of the gene TERF1, whose product is annotated as telomeric repeat binding factor 1. The transcript is spliced from 13 exons. Lineage: Eukaryota; Metazoa; Chordata; Amphibia; Anura; Myobatrachidae. Gene Ontology annotation, biological process: negative regulation of DNA replication; negative regulation of telomeric D-loop disassembly; telomere maintenance via telomerase. The record is from RefSeq and is a predicted model, not a curated record. Gene Ontology annotation, cellular component: nuclear telomere cap complex; chromosome, telomeric region; nucleus. The coding region runs from base 240 to 1559 and encodes 439 amino acids. Gene Ontology annotation, molecular function: ankyrin repeat binding; protein homodimerization activity; microtubule binding.
AAUUCGUCCCCUCCGCUGCCGUACUACGACAUGUGCCUUACCCGCAGCUACCGCGCUCAGCGGCUCCCUCAUUUUUUGAACCAGAGUGGCGCGAAUCCCGGGCCGGACUGCGCAUGCGUAGUGCACCGGCUAGUUGUGGCGAGCGCAAGCAUCGUAGCAGCCGCAGCGCACAAUCUGAGCUGUGAGUGGUAGUGACUAGCGUCCCCAACUGCAGAAGCUGCUGGUGAGGGAGCGGCUGCAUGGAGGACAGCUCGGCAGGAGAAGCGCCUCCUCCAUUCGACCAGGUGGCCGGCGUGGCCACAGCCUGGGUGGUGGACUACUUGUUCGCCAGUUUGUGUCAUUAUUUCAUUGAGGAUGACCGAGCGGAGGAUUUCCAUCGGACGUGUAAGGCAAUGGAAGUACUUCUUGAUGCGAUGCCUACACUGAGUUCAGAGAACAUGAAUGCUGUACUGAUCGCACAGUUCCUUACACGUGUUGCAGAAGGAAAACAUCUAGAUGUCCACUUUGAAACAGAUGAGAAGCUUACACCUCUAGAAACCGCUGCAACAGUAUUACAUGAACUUAAGGAAGAUGAAGAAAAUCUAAGAAGUCUUCAGGAAGAAAUAGAAACAUUGGUGAAAAUUCAGGCUGUAGCAGUUUGCAUGGAAAAAGGAAGAUUUAAAUUGUCGUCAGAAGUUCUUGAGCGACAGUUUGAAGAAUCUGAGGCAAAUAAGUAUCUAAGAAUGAAGCUGUCGAUGGUUAUCGGUAAGAAGGACCCAUACCAUGAAUUUCUCGAGAAUUUCUCUUACACCAAAAUGUUGAAGAAGAUCAGAUCCUAUAUCAGUCUUAAAUUGGCUAGCCGACCCCCUGUGUUUCUGCUGCAGGCAGCCGCAAAAGUGGUAGAAGCUAAAGCAGAAAGCCAGCUGGAUAACAGGACGGAAGAACAUCUGAGUGUGAAAACUAGUGAAAGUACAGUGGAGGAUCUAGUUACCAGUGAAGAUACAGAGAAUGAGAAGAGCCAGCAAUCCCAAGAAGCUUUUGAUAAUGAUGCGCAAAAUGAAGUACAGAAUUCUUCAAGUGAAUGUGAAAAUCUGACUGCGCAGGAGAGAAGUCAUUUAAAUCAUAUUGAAAUUGGAAUAGCCAACUGCACAGAGAACAAAGCAUCUAUAACCGAUAAAGCAACAGAAAGUAUUGAAAUUGGAAUAGCCAACUGCACAGAGAACAAAGCAUCUAUAACCGAUAAAGCAACAGAAAGGCCUCAAAGGCGACUCUUUUCCCUAGAACAGAGAACACCGUGGCAUCCUGACAAAACAAAAAAGAGAAUAACACGCGGUACCACCAUAAACAAGAGAAAUCAGGACAAUGAGAAAAAUAAAUUACACACAAGUUUUGGAGCAACCAAGAAAAAACAGCCGUGGACAUGGGAAGAAGAUAAAUUAUUGAAAACAGGAGUGAAAAAAUACGGUGUAGGACAGUGGCGUAAAAUACUUGUUCAUUAUAAAUUCAACAACCGUACAGGAGUUAUGCUGAAAGAUCGGUGGCGGACAAUGAAGAAGUUAAACAUAGUCGAUGAUGAGUGAUGUUUUCAUAGCAACUCAUAAACCCAGACCCAGCAUUCGGUAUAUAUUAAAUGUGCGCACUUUUUUUUGUGUUUUUAAACCUGUAAAAAUAUAUAUAUAUAAUUAUUUUUUUUACGGUAAAUAAACAGUAUUAAUAUCA